This is a messenger RNA of Grosmannia clavigera kw1407, 846 nucleotides long. Its product is annotated as thioesterase superfamily. NCBI's taxonomy places the organism in Eukaryota, Fungi, Ascomycota, Sordariomycetes, Ophiostomatales, Ophiostomataceae. The coding region runs from base 1 to 846 and encodes 281 amino acids. The record is from RefSeq and is a predicted model, not a curated record. The transcript has 2 exons.
AUGACACGUCCACCAGGGGCCGCCAGCUGGGGCAGCUUCUCGAGCGAGCCAGACGUGUCCGCUGCCGGACCUGAGGGCCAGACCGUUCCUGAACGAGACGGUCCCUUGUCUUCUACUUCUGUCACCGUGUCCGAUGAUCCGACCGGUGCGGUAGCCCAUUUUCUGGCCAUCCCUUGGUGUCGCGCCCAUCUGCGGCCGGCCGAGAAUGGACCGGCCGGGGCGACGGGCAGCUCGACCCGGAUACGCAUCGUGGUGCCGGCAACGCGCUUCCGCAUCAGCAGCCCCGAGACGGCCGACAACGCGUUCACCAACACGCUCAACUCGCCCGACACAAUCUCGGCGUACGUCGUGUUCUACGAGGAGCCGGCCGACGCGCUGUCGCAUGCACCCAUCGUCGAGCUCAAGGCCCUCAUGACCGUCGGCCCCGGCAUGAACGGCCAUGUGGGCGUGAUGCACGGUGGCCUCGUCGGCACCAUCCUCGACGAGGUGCUUGGCCUGCUCAUGCCGCUCAACCAGCGCCGCCUCAGACGGCUGCAGAAACUGCAGCAACAGCAACAGCAAGAAAACUCGCAGAGCCAGACCCCCUCGCAGACCGACGAGAAAUACUCACCAGCAGAAGCGGCCGCGGUUGCGUCUGCAACUGUACGCCAUGGCUUCGUCACCGGCUUCCUCAACACUACCUAUGUUCGCCCGGUGCGUACGUCGGCCACCAUCCUAGUGACCGCUCGCUUCACGCGCUUGGAGGGACCGCGCAAGUUCUACGUACAAGGCGCCAUCUGGGACGAAGACGCCCAGCUGAGAGCAAAGGCCGAGGCUGUCUUCAUAGCGCUUCGCGACAAAUUAUAA